Salvia splendens (bonfire salvia) is the source of this 1380-nucleotide messenger RNA. RefSeq names its product PITH domain-containing protein 1-like. The transcript is spliced from 8 exons. Lineage: Eukaryota; Viridiplantae; Streptophyta; Magnoliopsida; Lamiales; Lamiaceae. Bases 331 to 1044 code for a protein of 237 amino acids. The record is from RefSeq and is a predicted model, not a curated record.
UAUCGGCGCAAAUAUCUACCUUUUCACGCACAAAAAACACACAACUCGCACUCAGAUAGCAACCGAGCUGAAAAACAUGUCGUGUUUGCACGAUCACAGCUGCGAAGAGCACGAUUGCUCAACCGAUUGGUCUCUCUACAAACACAUCGAUCUAUCCAAGGUUUCUGCGCUGAAUGAGGCUGUUUCUGGAAGUGUGAAGUCGGUGUUCAAAGAUUGGGAGCAGCGCUGAACUCUUCAGAGAGGUACUCCCUAUAAUCUGUUGAGUUUUGGUUACCGAUAGGUUUUCCAUAAAUUGAUGCUUUGAGUUAUUGUUUCAGUGGUGAAGUCUGAAUGCUAUAUAUUUGUCAUGUUUUUCCUUCCCCGCUCCACUGGAUUAGUACGUCGUAUUGGAUUAAAAAGUUUUUAGUUGCUAGAUUUGCUUUGUUUCUUAUCUUCAAUAGAUGUUGCCUUUUAGUAUUAAGUCAUGUAUAUGGUAGCAUGAGGUAUGGUGGAGGGGACAUUUAUAUGUCUUCUUUUCUCUUAUUGAUUGUGUGUGUCGUGUUUGUUAGCUAUAAAUUACUUCGGCGAUUUUGUUUUGAAUGCCACAGGGUUACUUGGAAAAGCAACGAAGAUGAUCCUGAGUUGAUAGUCUUUAUUCUAUUCACAUCAGAUGUUAAGCUAGAGAGCAUUUCAAUCGUUGGUGGUGCUGAUGGGACGAGUCCUGCGAAGAUGAGAGCAUUCAUCAACCGAGAGGGUAUUGACUAUUCAGAUGCUCAGAAUAUGCAAGCCGUGCAGGAGUGGGAUUUGGCGGAAAAUUUACAAGGAGUUUUGGAGUACCAGACAAGGUAUUCGAGAUUUCAGAGUGUUGGGAACCUCACGUUGCAUUUCCCAGUUAAUUUUGGUGGCGAUGCAAGUACAACUCAAAUACAUUACAUUGGGUUGAAAGGAGAAGCUACUCAGCUGAAAAGAGAUGUCGUUGCGACAAUAGUCUAUGAGAUCACACCAAAUCCUUCAGACCACAAAACACGAGCUGAGACUGGUGGCUGCCUUUCACACGUGGAGUGAGCUCCCCUCGUUGGCAUGACUAAAACUUCUGAUAUCAAUGGCUUUUGGUGUAUGAAUCUCAAUCUUCAUGAGAUAUAAGAUCAAUCUAACUCGAAAGUGACUAGUUUGUUUCACCGAGAAGUUCAAUAGUUGCACCUUUUUCUCCAAUAGAAAUGCUGCAUUCCUUGAAAGUUUUGAGAGGUUGUGAACCUCCCCACGCAUCUCUCUCGAUACUGAACUUUCUGAAUGUCUAAAACAGUUUAGGUUCAUUUUCUCUUUUGCAGCGAUGGGAAUGUGUUGAUUUUUUUCAAUGUCAAAGUACGUCGUCUUAUAAGUCGAGUCUGGUUGAUUAUCUUU